Panonychus citri (citrus red mite) is the source of this 3649-nucleotide messenger RNA. RefSeq lists its product as uncharacterized. The transcript has 2 exons. The record is from RefSeq and is a predicted model, not a curated record. Lineage: Eukaryota; Metazoa; Arthropoda; Arachnida; Trombidiformes; Tetranychidae. Bases 984 to 1505 code for a protein of 173 amino acids.
CAUGUUAACUUUGGUUCAGUAACAAUACAAACCUUACAUUCAGUUACUUCAUUGUAAAAGUUACUUUUUCAUCUUAGUUUUCACUUUUUCUCUCUCUCAUCCUCAUCAUUUUUGCAUCUUCAUUAACUCACUCUCUCAUUAUCAUCAUUAAUUAUUCUUUAAUCAUCAUCAUGUGAUUAUCAACGCGAUUAUCGUAGGUCAAUUCUGUUUUUUUUCCAAAUCAAUUUCAACGUAAACUCGAACCCAAAUGUUAUCGAUGUUGAUGAUGAUCAUCAUGUUCUAAGUGUGAUACAAUCAUCUUAACAUCAUCAUCAUCUUAGGAACCGGAAAAUGCUUCAAAUUUUGGCAAUCAUCCCAUGGAACCAUGGAAACUGAAUAACUAAGUGAAUUCACUCAGAAAUCUAUUUAUUUCUCCACCCAAACAAUUAACAUUAAUCGUCAAUCGAAAAUGAAACAAAAUUCUGGUUGAACAAAAUUUUCUUCCACUCACCAAAUUAACCAUCAAUUCUAAUAAUUAACUUAUUCAAAUACCUUAUUAAACUGUUUUCUUUUACUAAUUGUGAUUAAACCGAUUACAAUCAAUCUAUCUCAACGUUAAUUCUGUGUACAAUAUUGUACAACAAUCAAAGAAACAAAAAACUAUGGAUAUUAAAUCGUACAGAGAUGAUUUCACUUAGAGCAUUGAUCAGUGCCGUCUACAUAACCAAAAGGGUUAAUCCCAAUUAAAAAAAGUGAACUAAUCUCUCUAGUUAAUCCAAGCCUAAUUACAAUAGGAGGAGAUACUGAAAGCUUAAGUGUAAUCACCUCUGUAACUGUAAACAUUUUUACCUUGUUCAGAAUCAAUAUCAAUAAUAAUAGUGAUAAUUAAUAGAGUUUAUGAAGAAAAUAUUAUUCGUAUCAAGUCUUGUUAUUGAACAUAAUCAUCGUUGUGACUGUUAAGUUUUAUUCAAUUGAGCUUCGUUUUCCUUGUCAACUCAAUCAACAUGUCAUCAGAUGAAACAAAUAUCAAUAGGAAUCAAACCGGUGAGGGUUCAGGGGAUGCUGGUGGUGGAUUAGGAUCACCACCAUUAACCUCUCCCACUACAUCAACCUCUAAAUCGACAAUUAAUUUAACCACUUUGGAUAAGAUAAAAAGAUUUUUCUUCUCAAAGGAGGAAUGGGAAGCUUACCUGAUGGAAAAAUUGGAAGAACAAGAGAAAAAGAAAGGGGGUGACAUUACCCUGGAGACAAAAUCAGACAGUACGACCAAGAAAAACGUGGUCUCCUGGUUGAAAACUGUCUUCCCAAGUCAAGAAGAUGCUAAUUCAUUUCUUAAAUUGCAAAUUGAUAAAAUGCAAGAAGGUCAACAAUCAACACCAACCUCACCCCAGGCGAUUAACGAGAAUAUAAAUUCACCAACAACAUCAAACAAUCAAUUAAUUACUUUAUCCUCUUCAAAGGAAACGGAAAAAGCAUCCUCAUCAUCAUCGAAAGUAUCAAAAAAGGAUAAUAAACAAUCAUCAUAACAACAACAAUGAAGAAGAAAAAAAAUAUUAAUCCUUUAGAAUUAUAUUAAUCUAAUUCUCAUAAUCAUGAUGAUGAUGAUGAUUAUCUUUUCGUUGAUAUAUAGUUUAUCUUAAUGAGUAAACCAAAGAUUUCCUAGUCACCGGAAAUAGUAAAUGAGCACCUUUUCAACUUCCGUUUUGAGAUGAGAGAGAGAGAAAGUCAAAGGAUAAGAAACUCGUCAUCAUCAUCAUCAUCAUGAUGGUUGAUUAUGAUUAGCAAAUAAUACAAAGUAUCAGCCAUCAAUACUCAUUCAUUGUUUUCCUAAUGUUGUUAUCAUAUUUUCCUGAUUUCCUGAGCUCUCAUCAUGAUGAGAGGAUGAGGAUGUGAAUGAUGUAGCACAAGAAAAACUAGAUGGAUGAUGAAAUGAAUAAUUUUAUCAUGUAACAUGAAAUGAUGAAAUUAUUGCUUCUUCUUUUUGUUCUUGUUGAUUUUUUCUCUGCCUUUUGAUAGUUUGUUGUUCAUUAUUGUUGAUCAUUGAUGCGUUUUCCUUUAAUAUUAUCAUUUAACAAGUUAUACAAUUUAACCUUUACCUGGUUGGUUUACCUGUUCACUUUUUUUGUGUUAUUUACGUUGUUCCUCAGUCUGUAUAUUAUCAAUUUCACUGUUGGUUAAUUUUUUUUUUCUCUUGCAACUCAACUAUUAUUAUUACUUGUUGUUCAAUAAUUUUCUCAUGUUUUUAUCCUUAUCCAAUCAUCUUUACCUCUCUCACUUAUCAAAUCCAAUGAUGAAGAUGAAGAUGAUACAUCCCCAUGAUGAUAAUCACCAUGAGCUCCUUAUGAUUAAUCUUCCUCUCUCUCUCUCUUGAUCUAUACUAUCAAACGUACAAUUCAUCAUCAUUUUCAAUUGAUAAUCUCCCUCAUCUUCUAGUCAUGAUUGUUAUUAUUUAUUCAAUUCCAAUAAUGAAGAUAAUAGUAGAUAAUAUAAGAGUGAGUGAGUGAGUGAGGGGGAAUAGGCUCAUGAGGAAAGAUACUAAAAAUUCAUGGUUCAAGGGAUCAGGUAAAAUUGAUGUUCUCAUGCUUGUUGAACAUUAUGUGAAUAUAUGAACCAGCAAUUCACCAGGAAAAAAAAAUUAAACGAUUCCUAAAAUGAUGAGAUAACUUUUACCUUUAUUAACAUGGUUCACUUUUCAUUUCAACUUGAUCAACAUCAUGAUUAUCAUUAGCAUUAUUAUUAUUAUUGUUAUCACUCAGUUUAAGCCGUGGGAAUUAUCAUCUUUAUCAUCUUUAUCAUCAUUCUUCCUCCUCCUCCAAUUGCUUUUUCCCUUUCAUCAAAUUGUUUAAUAUUAUCAUAGUAACUUCAAGACGAUAGGUUCAAAUGGUCAUCACUUAAAACUUGAUGAUGAUGAUGAUGAUGACCACUUCUAGAUUUUAUAUGAAACCAGUUUCUUUUCAAUUUUCAUCAAUACUGUCUUCCUCUCUCUCUCUCUCUCAUCAUCAUCAUGGAUCGUGAUGUAAUCAUCUCUUCAAUCAGUAUAUACAGCGAAAGUUUAUCUUCCUCAACCUCAUCUUCAUCUUCAUCAUUAUCAAUAAAAUGUUUACCUGUAAAGCUCAUCAUCAUUAUCAUCAUGUUUUACCUUUGGUCUUCUAUGUUAUCAUCCUUUUUUUUAACAAAGAAUCGAGGAUGAUGAUGAUAAUGAUGAUAAUGAAGAUAAAGAGCAUCUUCAUCUUGAUAAUAAUGAACACCAAAUGAACUGAAUAGGGAACAAUUAGUUACACUAAGAAUGUCUUCCUUUUCAUCCUCAUCAUUUUGUCUUCUCCCCCAAAAACAACCAAAAGAUACUCAACUAACAUCUACAACUCUCUCUCUCUCUCUCUCUCUACUCACCAUCAUUAUUGUAUUGUAACAUUUUCCAUCAUCAUCUAUGAUUCUUACUACAAAUCAUCAAUCAAAAUCUAAUAUCAAUCACAAAACGAUUCUGUUGAUAUCAAUUUAAUUCAAUUAAUCAACUGUUCAUUCAACUGAUUUGUUUCAACAGGAGCAAUAAAAAAACUUACUAACAUUGAGACUUUUAAGCAUCCUCAUCAUCUUCCAACAUCCAUUGAUGUAUUUAUCGUUAAUAUCAUGAGAAGAAGAUAAAAGAAAGAAAAUUUUUCCUCUCUUGUUU